Zeugodacus cucurbitae (melon fly) is the source of this 1982-nucleotide messenger RNA. RefSeq names its product zinc finger Ran-binding domain-containing protein 2. The record is from RefSeq and is a predicted model, not a curated record. Gene Ontology annotation, molecular function: lipopolysaccharide binding; RNA binding. NCBI's taxonomy places the organism in Eukaryota, Metazoa, Arthropoda, Insecta, Diptera, Tephritidae. Bases 305 to 1405 code for a protein of 366 amino acids. The transcript has 3 exons.
UUUGUUCUCCCAAAAUGCAUUCAAAAUAUUGGAUGUUCUCUGCUGUAAUUGAAUAAGAAGAAGAGACGUAUUAAAAAGAGAAACACGCGAAAAUUGUAGAACUUAAAAAAUCGAUUAGGAAAAUUCUGCUAUUAAUUUCUAAUAUUAAUUCUAAUUGCUAGAAAAUAAGAGAGUAUAUAAAAAUUAUACAAUACUUUAAAAUUUUAACAAAAAGUUGAAUUUAAUGCAAAUUACGCUGUAGCAGUAAGUUGACGGCAAAUAAUUGGCCGGAAAAAAGUGGAAAGAAAGCAAAAAAACUGAAAACAUGUCAACGAGUGCUGGUACCGGAACAGGAGCUGGCGUUGGUGCCGCUUUCGGUGAUAGCGAAAGCCGUCAUGCGAGUUUUGGGCAACGCAGCCCGGAACGGUCAACUGGCGGUGGAGGUUCCGCGUCCAAGAAGAAAUUGGGAACUGAAAUUGGCAAAGCUGCCGCCGAAAAAUCGCGUGGUCUCUUCUCAGCUGAGGAUUGGCAAUGCAGCAAAUGUGCCAAUGUAAACUGGGCUCGUCGACAAACUUGCAAUAUGUGUAAUGCACCAAAGUUUAGCGAUGUUGAAGAGCGUACUGGCUAUGGUGGUGGCUAUAAUGAUCGUGGAGUGGUCGAAUAUAAAGAUCGCUCGGAUUCCGACAGUGAUUAUGAUGAGUUUGGUCGCUUAAAAAAACGCAAAAUGAAAGAUAAUGAAAAAUCCAAUGACGAAAAGGAAUAUGACGAUACAGACGAAGAUGCUCUUGAAGAAGAAGAGGACGAGGAAGACGAUGGUGGUGAUCUUUCGAAAUAUGAUUUGUGGGGUGAUGACGAAAUAACACCAGUUACUCUGGUAACACCAGGAGGAGCCGAACAAAACCCUAAAUCAAACACAAAAUCCUUAGAGCAGCGAAAAUCUCGUUCACAUAGUCGUUCACGCUCCCGAUCAAAGUCUCGGUCUCGCAGUGGUUCACGAUCCCAAUCGAGAUCAUCGACUUCUUCCAGUUCAAGCUCUUCAUCAUCAUCGUAUACUUCAAGUACCCGCUCAGGUUCCAGCUCUGGUGGUUCACGUUCGGGCAGCCGAUCACGAAAAUCACGUCAACGCAGUUCGUCCAAAGAUCGCAAGACAUCACGGUCAAACAGCCUUAAAUCAGCACCAUCAACACGUAAACGUUCACGAGAGCGCUCCAAGACGCAUUCACAAACAUCACGAACCUCCUCACAUGCGUCUGGGAAAGCCGGACGUAUUGUAUCUAAGUCAAGAUCUCGUUCACGAUCAUCUUCUCGUUCAUCAGAAACUUCAGCAAAGCGUAAACGACGUUCCUCCAAGUCACCAACUCGUUCCAAACAAAGACGUGGCCGCAAUCGUUCACGAUCUCGUAGCAAUUCGAGAAACCGUCACUGAGCGCUUAAUAUUAUACACUAUUGACAUCUUAUAAGCAAAAGAUUGAAUGCUACAGCAUUCCUAAACUACUAUGCGUCUUCUAUCACAAUCUAUUCGGAUUGAAAUUAUUUCCGCAGUGGAUAGUGGAUGUUAGGAACAUGAACAGCAGUUGUAUAUUGAGAAAUAUAUAGACGUUACUAAACAAUAAUUUUAUCAACACAAUUUAGAUUUUGCACAUAGAUUUUUUUUAUAUGUUUGUUCUAAGCUGCUUUGGUUCAUACAUAUUAGCCUGAAUUGGUUUUAUUCCUAAAUAUUUUGGUAUCUUAAGAGCAAUAAAAUAUGCGUUAUAACUAGUGAACAUAUACCAGUUCUUUAAAGAGUAGCGCAAUUCAGCGAAGCUACUUUAAUUAUUUAUGACUUGCAGUUUAUAUAAAUUUAAAAUAGUUUCACAAAACUUUUCAGUUCUGGCAUAUAUUAGUUUGCUACUACUUUAAUAAUAUAUUCGAAACAACUUCGUAUGCAGUAAAUUGAAAAGAAUAAAAUUAUAUCCAAAGUCUUGUCCAUGAUAUGCAAUAAAUACUAUAAUUUGAAAAAUUUA